UGUGUGUGAUAAAAGAAGAAAAAACCUAUACAUACAAUCUAUACAUACACCAAUCUCAAUCUUUCUCUUCAUUGAAAGAUUUGUUUUCUUGAAUCGAUAUAGAUUCACAAGAUUUACACUUUCUUGAAAUUAUAUAAUAUAUUGAAAUACCAUCUUUACAGAUUGUGAUCCCACGCUUAUUUUCUUGGUAUUUGGAUGCUUUUUUUUUUUAAUGGUGGUGAGUCACUUUGAUAAGCAUUGGUACCAGUGAAAAAAUAGAAUAUUAUUGCCUGCAUUGAAGUCUUUGAGCUUAUUUUCAACCUUACUGUACCAUCUGGGUAAAAUGUCAGGCAUAGAAGGACUAGAUGGUUUUGAUGAAAUAAGAGAAAGGAGGUUAGAUCUUGAGAAUUCUGAAGAGGAGAGACGACGGUCUAAGAUCGGAAAUCUAAGGAAGAAGGCGAUAAAUGCUUCAAAUAAGUUCACUCACUCACUUAAGAAAAGGGGUAAAAGGAAAGUUGAUUAUAGGGUCCCUUCUGUAUCGAUAGAAGAUGUACGCGAUGCGAGUGAGGAGAACGCCGUAUGUGAACUGAGGCAAAAGCUACUUGAAAAAGACUUGCUCCCUGAAAGACAUGAUGACUAUCAUACAUUGCUGAGGUUCUUGAAGGCAAGAGAUUUUAACGUUGAGAGAACAAUCCGAAUGUGGGCGGAAAUGCUAAAUUGGCGAAAAGAGUUUGGAGCAGACACAAUAUUAGAGGAUUUUGAAUUUGAAGAACUAGAAGAAGUAUUGCAGCAUUACCCUCAAGGGUACCAUGGUGUGGAUAGAGAAGGGAGGCCAGUUUAUAUAGAAAGACUCGGGAGAGCACACCCCGGUAGGCUUAUGAAAAUUACUUCUAUCGAGCGGUAUCUAAAGUAUCAUGUCCAAGAGUUUGAAAGGGCUUUUAGCGAAAAGUUUCCUGCUUGCUCGAUUGCAGCUAAGAGGCAGAUUUGUUCAACUACAACGAUUCUUGAUGUGCAAGGCCUGGGAUUGAAGAAUUUUACUCCUAGUGCUGCAAGUAUUCUAGGAGCUAUGGCAAAGGUUGACAACAACUACUAUCCGGAGACGUUACACCGUAUGUUUGUUGUCAAUGCUGGGUCGACCUUCAAAAGAUAUAUAUGGCCUGCUGCCCAAAAGUUUCUGGACGCGAAAACCAUUUCAAAAAUUCAUGUAUUGGAACCAAAGUCAUUGGGAAAAUUACUUGAAGUCAUUGACCCAAGUCAAUUACCUGAUUUCCUUGGCGGUUCCUGCACGUGUCCUAAUGAGGGAGGCUGCCUUAGGUCUAACAUGGGUCCAUGGAAUGACCCUGAAAUAAUGAAGGUUGUGAAUAAUGCUGAAGCCACAUUUGUGAGACAAAUCACCAGAGUUUCUAGUGAUCAACAGAAAGUUGAUACUUAUGUUCAGAUACACCCAGUAAAGGGAAGAAGAAGUGAUUCAUCGACUAUAGAAUCAGGAUCAGAUGUAGACGAUCCUUGUUCUCUAACUACCCGAACUAGUUCUGUAAUUCCAAAAUUAGCAUCAGUUUGUGAAGAAGCUACGUCAUCUGAUUCGCCAGUUUAUCAUAGUUGCCAUGAACAAUUUAGUCCUGUAAAACAACUCGUUAUUUCUCCCAGUGACUCUCCAACUCUAGACAGUAGAGAAACAGCUACCGGCAUAUUAUUAGUUCAAUGGCUGGAUAUCAUUCAUGAGAAAGUUGUGAAGAGAAGCUUCAAUCGUAUAGGCAGACCGCUAGUCUCGUUAGUUGAAAAGUUGGUUGCAAUCAUAGCAAGUCUUCCCAUUAUUUAUUGGAGAGGACAGAACAAUGUAUAUCCCACUAAUGCAGUGGAAGAUGAACCAGAACCAGGGAGUAUCACAGUAGAUCGUAUGCUUCCGUUUGUUGAACGACUUCAGAAACUUGAAGAUUUACUAGAAGAGCUUAAAAAGAAGCCGGCUCAAAUACCUGCUGAGAAAGAGCAUAUGUUGAAUGAUUCUUUGGAGAGGAUCAAAUGUGUCGAGUAUGAUCUCAACAAAACUAAGACCGUACUUCAUGCCACUGUGUUAAAGCAACUUGAGAUUGCAGCUUUGAUGGAAAAUAUGCAGGAGUCUAAAUUACGUCGACGAAGGAUCUGUUGAUAUCUCAGGGGCGGCUGUGUUUUUGGCUCAUAUAAAUCGAGAAGGUGCACCCCUCGUGACGUGUAUAAACUAGUAGAGCAAAGGCGGAAGAAAUCAUAGAGAUUUACGGUAUAACUUUGUUUUAGUGGAGAAAAAAAUGAAAAGGGAUAGAGAUAGGUUUACUUGGUAUAAUAGCAUGAAAUGAAAUGAAAAAUCAAAGGGAAAAAAGCAAAACAGAAUUCAUGAAUAUAGAUCAUUCCUGGUUUUCUGGUUUGCACUUCACUUCUUCAAAUAAAACACAUUCUUGCAUUUGA
This is a messenger RNA of Erigeron canadensis, 2418 nucleotides long. Its product is annotated as phosphatidylinositol/phosphatidylcholine transfer protein SFH13-like. Bases 323 to 2125 code for a protein of 600 amino acids. Lineage: Eukaryota; Viridiplantae; Streptophyta; Magnoliopsida; Asterales; Asteraceae. The transcript has 13 exons. The record is from RefSeq and is a predicted model, not a curated record.